Molecule: messenger RNA, 2618 nt
Organism: Brachypodium distachyon (stiff brome)
Lineage: Eukaryota; Viridiplantae; Streptophyta; Magnoliopsida; Poales; Poaceae
Exons: 9
Coding region: 798-1838 (346 amino acids)
Source: RefSeq, a predicted model, not a curated record
AAGAAAAGAAAAACGCAGGAAAGGGAGUACUAGCAGUAGUGGGCGCUUGAUUCUUUCCUCACCAGAAAAACAACAGAAAAGCAGAAGAACCGGGCUGGAGUAGUUAAUAGCGGCAAUAAUUGUUUUGGGCAUCGGGAAUCCCAACGCCAUUUUCCCGUCUCCUACUACUAGCUUAGCGCUGAAUUCCACGAGAUCUCGUCCCUCUCUCUCCUUCUUCCUUGCGUUGCUCUUCUCCCGGUUUGGGUGUCCUGGCCUUGGUGGUGGUGCAAGCUGCAGUGGAAUUUUUGCUUUGCCUUUUUGAGCGCACCUAGACAGAGCAGCCACCCUGUUUCUUCUUCUUCUUCUUCUCCUCCUCCUUCUUCUGCUCUCGCCUUUGCGGGGCCGCCGCUUUUUGGGCUCCUUCCGUCCCAUUGGAGCGCACAAAGCUGGACGGCACCAUUUAAAGGAGGGGGAGGAGGAGAUCGAGCCAAAGCCCAAAGGAGCGAACGCACCACCCCCCACCACCUGGCUCACGCAAACCAUCACUACUGCUGCACUGCACUCGCGGCGCAAGAAUCGCGCCGGCUUCUGGUUGUUGGGACUGCCUCCUCUCUGCGCCGCCUCUGCCUCUUGGCGGUUUCUUCCCCCCACUGCAGCUACCCCGGGAACGGAGACCGACGGCCCGAAAGACGGAGAAAGUGUAGUCUGCAAGCUUCUCAAAUCUGGGUACUGCUUGUGGAGGAGUGAUCUUGUUUCACUGAAACUUUGGACAUCAUCUUCAUAGUUUGGAUGGCAUCCAUGGUUACUUUGAUGAGUUUAUGGAGCCCUGGAUGCCGAACUCACCUAGGUUGCGCCAAAGUGGAAGUUUAAAUUCUGCUACACCAGUUGUUCCCUCAUUGAAGAAGAAAGUUUUGAAGGGGUUAACAAAAUCAAGUGUUCUUCCAAAACUUGAUGAUGUGUUUGUGACGCUGAAGCAGGAGCACCCAAUUUCACCUGGCAUGCAGAUGUCAACAGAUCCUAACCACUAUGGUGUAUUUCCGCAGUCAUUCUACAGCCAACAUGUGGUUUCAUUUCAGACGAGCGCAAUUAGCAAUGGAUCAGGAGCCAUGCCGGUCUGCCUGGACACUUCCAAUGGGAUGAAUGGUAAUCUGGCGAUGUUGAACACUACACCUUCGACAAUUGUAUCCACUGGUUCACCCAACAUGAUUGCUGAUUCUAGUCAGACCCUUAAGUAUGGAGGACCGAUGGCUGUGGAGUGGUCAUACCCUGAGCUACAGAUGCUGAACGAUGGCCUCCACAAGUAUGCAAAUGAACCGGGAAUCAUGAAAUAUAUCAAGAUAGCAGCUAUGUUACCAGAGAAGACAGUAAGAGAUGUUGCCAUGAGAUGCCAGUGGAUAGCAAAAAAGGAAAAUACAAGACGGAGGAAGACUGAAGAACAUUAUCAUGGAAAAAGGAUUAAAGACAGAAAGGCUCUAUCUCAGGAGAAAAUGGCGGAGUCCUCAUUGUGGACUACCAAUCAUCCUGUUCAGACAGACAUCAGAGGUUCUUCCAUUCCGUCAGCCUCUGAUAUCGAUCGUGCAAUGCUAAAUAUAUUGGAAGAAAAUGCUCAACUUCUCAAUCAGAUAGAAGCAAAUAUUUUGACAUCACAGGCUCAGAACAACAUUGACCUUUUCCAUCGCACAAGAAGGAACAUCAAUGAUCUUCUACAAAGCAUGAGCCAAAUACCAGGAAUAAUGAGCAAGAUGCCUCAGUUGCCUGUCUCGGUGGAUGAAAAGCUUGCUAGUUACCUGCUCCCUGGUGUCAAUUUGGGCCAAGUUCUUGGCAGCAGCCAUCUGAAACAAGAGCCCAGAGGAUGGUAAUUGGAAGGCCACUGCCAAACAAGGUGGCCGCUCAAUUUUCAGCAGUAGUUUGAUGAAAUAUUUGGAGAGACGCUUGCCUCAGUGUCUGCAUGGAGAAGCAGAGGUGAAAGAAGCAUCAUUCGUUCUCUACCUGAAAUCUGGAGGAAGUAAUGCGAGCCGCACCGCACCGCAUGCAUUCAAAUUGAGCAUUCAAGCGUGCUAUCUCUGAAAAUCUAUAUAUAAAUAUGUUAGUGACUGAAAAUAGGGAGGGUUUUCGCAAUUGCAGAUUUCCUCUAUCUUGUUGCACAUAUUGAUUCUUUUUGGUUUUGUCCCCUGGUGUCUUCAGCUGCAGACCAAGUGGUGGUCUUAACAGAGGUGUAGCAUAGAAACUUGAUAUGAAUAAUUAGCAGGAAAAGGCCUUUUUUUUGUCAUUUGCAAGAUAACCUUAUGUGUGCAAUGCAAGUUCCCGCUUCAAUGCAUUCUCUCCCAGCUUGAUGUGCUGAGCAUCGUCGAUCAAAACAGCAAGAUUGCAGCAGAAGUAUCAUCAGAUAGAUGCUCAAGAACCGCAGAAGAAAAAGGAGACCGUCGCCGUCAACCCAGAUUUGAUAUUUCUAUCAUGCUUAUACGGGAUCCUCUCAUUGGAUGCCCAUUCUACACAUUAUGAGGACUCGAAACCCCUUCGCUUUUUGAUGGGAUAGAGUUCGGCAUGUCUACCACUUGGCCAUCUUGAGAGCGAAUCACAUGCCAUGAAUAUGAAUCUAGUGUAACAUAUGAAUAUAUGACAAAGGUAUUUUUGAUUGA